Prorocentrum cordatum is the source of this 3325-nucleotide messenger RNA. The record is from the annotation of a GenBank genome assembly. Lineage: Eukaryota; Dinophyceae; Prorocentrales; Prorocentraceae.
CAAGAACCUGUGCCGAGGUCCACCGUUCUGCGCCGUCGCAGGCUGCACGCGCACCAUAUCGGCCAUGUCGAUGGCGCAGAGGAAGCACGCGGCGGCCAUCCGCCGCAUCUGCCGAGACAUGGCGGAGCUCGUGGAGGAGCCCCUCGGGGUCGUCUCUGGGUGGCCCCUCGACGAGGAGCGCCCCUUCGAGUGGCACGUCAAUCUCCGUCCCGCCGACAGGCCGCUGGCCGGUUGCGUCUUCCACCUCGUGAUGCGGCUGCCGGACGACUACCCUUCGAGCCCGCCGCACGUCUCGUUCCCGCGCCGCGCGAUCCCCUCGUUCGUGCACCCCAACCUCUUCGGGGACUUCAUCUGCCUCGACAUCCUGUCGACCUUCAUCGGCGCCCGGGACGGCGGGUCUGGCUGGAGCAGCGCGUACUCCGUGCAGACCGUGCUGCUGCAGCUCGCGUCAUUCCUCUUCGAGGCGGAGCACGUGCCGCAGGACCACGGGGGCACGUACGCCUCCGCCCUGACCCCCGAGCUCGCCGCCCGCGUCCGCGCCGAGUGCGCGGUCUUCGAGUGCCGCCACGCCGGGUGCCGGCACCGCGGCAGCGGCGAGCCCUGGCCGGCCCUGGCCCCGCUCGUCCAGGACGGCGUGGAGGCGCCGCGCGCGGCCCUGCCGCGGCCCGCCAGCUGCGCGAGCGUGGCCACCACCCGGGCGAGCCGCGAGGGGCCCCCCGCCUCGGAGAGCAGCGGCAGCGCCUCGGCGCCGCCGCAGCCCGGGCCCGCCGCAGAGCUCGGCGGCGCGGCGCGGAGCGGGGCGCCACGGCCCGGCUCGGAGAUCGUGGGCUGGGCGGCCCGCGUGCUGCGCGAGGGCGUCGAGGUGGAGAUGGGCGGUGGCCUGCGGGGCUGGCUGCCGCGGGCCCAGCUGCGCGGCGCGGCCGUGGCCGAGGGGAAGGAGCUGCGAGCCCACGUGUCGGCGCACGGCUGGCAGCAGGGCUGGCUCUGGCUCGAGCUGGUGCCGCGGCGCUCGCUGCCGCAGCUGCGGCGCGCGGCGGCCGCCGCGGAGCCGAUCGGCGGGCGCGUGACGUCCGUGCAGCCGUACGGGGUGUUCGUGGACGUGGGCGGGCCGCACGCUGGCCUGGUGCACCACUCGGAGACCGACCUGGAGGCGGGCGCGGACCUGGGCGCCGCCUUUGCCGUCGGCCAGCGGGUGGCGGUGCGCGUCCUGGAGCCCCGCGGCGCGCGGGGGCUGCGCCUCUCGGCCCGCGGCGGGCCCUUCCUGCGGGCCCCGCGCCCCGCGCCCGCGGUGCCCCGCGGCGGCCCCCGGCUGGCCGGGCUCGCGUUGCCGUUGCCGGCCCUCGACGCGGUGCUGCGGCUGCUGCCGCGGGGCGCCCUGCACGCCCUGCGCGCGGCCUCGAAGGCCCUCCUGGCGCCCUGCCAGGAGGCCGUGUGCCUCUUCUGGGAGCUGAGGGGCCUCCGCUGCUUCCACACCAGGGCGCCGUUCGACGAGGGGGGCACGGUGCUCGGCCUGGGCGUCGCCAUGGUGGAGGAGGAGGGUAGCGGCAAGCGCCACCUCACUUGCGACUUCGACCCCCUGUCCCAGGAAGCCUUCCGCGACCUCGGCGUCUCCCACAGCGCCUGGAAGCAGCAGCUGUGCCAUUGGAUACCCAUGGCAAUCUGCCAGGCCCACUUCCAGCGCGGGCUGCCCCAGCUGCUCAAGGCCAUGUCCUUCCUGGGCACUGGAGCGGUGGCCGAAGCCACCAGGUCGUCCGGCAUCGGCUCCGCCGGCAGGCAGUCCGCUGGCGCAGUGGCGGCCGAAGCGGGCUUCAAGACCUUCGACGAGUGGAGGGCGGAGAGGGACGCACUGCUGGCGCGGCAGCGUGCCCAGCGGGAGGUCAGGGCCACCCAGCGUGCGGCGGACCGGGCAGCGGCCGUGCAGGCCGGGCUGACGCUGGAGGAGUGGCGGGCGCAGCAGCAGCAGGAGCAGUUGCGGCAGCGCAGUGCGCGGGAGGCCGAGGAGGCUCGCCGCAUCGGGCGCUGCCGCGCACUGCCGCUGGACCUGGCGGCGGUCCUGGACGUGCUGCCGAAGCUGAUGAACUCGCAGGUGGUGCUGCUGAUGAGGGGCGACGUGCACGCCUCGCAGAAGGCGCUGGCCGGCUACAUGGCCUUCCACCACUUGCUACUGCUGUUGAAGAGCCGCUGCCAGCCCCUGUCCGAGGCCAUCGAGGAGCGCGUGGGGGACUUCGUGGGCAGCGAGGACGGCAGGCGGAAGGACGUGGUGCCGAACAUGGGCGAGUUCCUCUGCCUCGUCUCCGUCUCCGACAGGUACGGCUGGGACCAGGUCGGCGUCCCUGUGCUGGAGGAGUGCUUCGACCGCAACGUGUUGUGGCUGCUCAGGGCGCACCCCCACCUGGCCGAGCCCUCGCGGGCCAGCCUGGAUGAGAGGCUGGCGAAGAGUCUGCAGACUAGCGAGGUCUCCCGCAGGCUGCUCAUGUUCCACGUGUGGUUCCUGCGCAACGUGGCCGACGGAAGCGGCCAGGAGAUGCUGGACCGCUACGAGCGCACCAAGGGCCUGCCGACGCAGUCCGCCGUGGGCGCGCUGCAGCGGGCGUGCCGCAGACUGCUGGCCCCGGGCUCGACGUGGGAGCAGUUCCUCGAGGCCGUGGAGGUGCAGCCCAUGGGGCCCGAGGCCUUGGGCGCGUGGCUGGCCCGCAGCGCCCGCCGCUCGGCGCGCAAGGGGUACCAUGGCUCCAGGCGGCGCUGAUGACGGAGGAGCCGGUGGGGGUGAGCCUAUCUUCGAAUGCUGCCAGUCAGCCCUGGCGCGGGGGCGGAGGCCGUCGUGGCCUGUCUUUUGUACAGUGUACAGUUCUGGCCUCCCUCGCGGCCCACUCCGGCCUCCAGAGUCGCAGGGGGGAGGCGCGCCACGCAGGCGCGCGCGGUCUUCAGUGCUUGUCUUACCGCACUUCAGAGCCGAGCAUCGCUGACAAUGCGGCGCGUGACUGCGCACAGUUAUACCAUAGUUGUUCCAUCGCGCUCGAGCCGAGCGUGCACAGUGUACAGUUUGGAGUUUGGCCAGAGUUUCGGCUUGGCCAGAGUUGCACCCAGGGGCCCACGGGCAGCUUCCCGAUGCAGAGCCGCCCGGCGGCGGUCCUCCUCCUCCUCCCCUCCUCCUCUCUCCUCCUCCUCCUCCUCCUCCUCCUCCUCCUCCUCCUCCUCCUCCCUCCCCCUCCUCUCCUCCUCCUCCUCCUCCUCCUCCUCCCGACGAUGCAGAGCCGCCGCCCGCCGGCUCUCGGGGGGGGGGGGGGCGCCGCCGCGCCUCCUCUCGCGAGGAAAAAAAGUAGCG